UAUACACAUCUAAUAUAUAUACAUAUAUAUAUAUAUAUAUAUUUACAUUUACGAAAUAACAUCAUUCUAAAUUGAUCUUACGAAUAUCUUGUAUUAUACAUCUUUGUUUGAUCAUCAUGGAAAUAAAAUUACUGUAUAUUAAUUUUUUGUUAGUGCUAUUAACGUUUGCAUAUGCAAAUGAAGAAGUUUCACAUUUUAGAGGAAAACAAAUUGACGGGAAUCCAGUAAAAUUUGCUAUACUUCAUAUGCAAUCAAAUAAAGCAGACUUGAGAGAAGAGUUUGCUAAAAUUAAAAAAGAUUGUGCAAAAGUUGUUGUACAUUUAAAAGAACAGGAUAAAUAUCAUCUUCAAUUUGAAAUGAUUAACGAAUUGAUCACAAAUAUAAUAGGAAACAUUGAGGAAUAUAUAUUAAUAUUAAGUGAUGUCAAUUCUAGUCCUAGUGAUGAACCUAUUUCAACCAGUGAGAAAGUUAUAAAAACCUUGUUGUCAAUAUUGCAUGAAACAAUUUUGUUCGGAGAUAUAAUUUAUAAUUUUCCGGAUAUAACUAAACAUAUCUUAAAAUUUGAAGAGAAGAGGGUAAAUAUACUAACUUGGUCUUUGAUAUAUGCUGAUUCUAUGCAAGAAUUGUUGGAUGACUUUACCGCUGAUAUCAUUUCUGGAGCUCAAGCGCGACUGCACAAGAUAAAAUCAGAAUUUAAAUUAAGAAAAAGUAAAUUCAUACAAUAGCGUAGUCCUCCGAUAUUAAUAAAUGUUCAGGUAUGAACAUUUCUUUGGUAGUUUCAACAAAAUAAAGAAAAUUUAAAACUGUUUUAUAAUUGAAAUAAAUUUUGCAUAAAUAUUU
This is a messenger RNA of Polistes canadensis, 840 nucleotides long. RefSeq lists its product as uncharacterized. NCBI's taxonomy places the organism in Eukaryota, Metazoa, Arthropoda, Insecta, Hymenoptera, Vespidae. The record is from RefSeq and is a predicted model, not a curated record. Bases 117 to 725 code for a protein of 202 amino acids. The transcript is spliced from 3 exons.